ACAAUGUUGGACUGUCAGUGUUUCAGCGGGCUCUCGCUUUAAGGGUGUGCGCGCUCCCGAGAUAGCAGGAAAUAUGGCGGCGCUCAUGACUCUCGCCCAGUUAUCGGGUGGUAAUCCAGCAUAUGAAGGUUACUACAGACAGGUUGAUCCAGGAAAUACAGGGAAAGUUGGAGCUGCAGAUGCUGCUCAGUUCCUGAAGAAAUCAGGGCUCUCGGACAGUACAUUAGGAAAAAUUUGGGAUUUGGCCGAUCCGGAACAGAAGGGCUUCUUGGACAAGAGAGGUUUCUUUGUUGCGUUAAGGUUGGUGGCCUCUGCUCAGGGUGGCAACGACAUCAGUCUAAACAACCUCAACCAGACUCUAGCAGCACCCAAGUUUGGAGACACAAAUACUCCCUCAGUUAGCUCAUCCCUGAGUACUUCACUUAGUUCCUCAUUCAACACAUCGCUGAAUGUAUCCUCAUCAGAUUCCCACUGGGCCAUCAGGUCUGAAGAGAAAGGGAAGUUUGAUGGGAUCUUCGAAAGUUUGUCACCAGUGAACGGUCUUCUUUCUGGAGACAAGGUCAAGCCCGUCCUCAUCAACUCCAAACUGCCCAUGGAUGUGUUGGGAAAGAUUUGGGACCUCAGUGAUGUGGACAAAGAUGGGCACUUGGACAGAGAAGAGUUUUCAGUGGCCAUGCAUCUGGUUUACAGGGCCAUGGAGAAUGAGCCUGUCCCACCCACCCUGCCCUCCUCCCUUGUCCCUCCAUCCAAGAGGAAGAAGUCGGCGGUAUCUUUGCCUGGCGCCGUCUCUGUGCUCCCUCCCAUCUCUGCUCUGGCUGGCCUGUCUGGCCUGUCUCGGACAACCAGCUCCCCUCCUCUGCCUGGCGCCGUGGCCGUUCUGCCGGCACCGUCUGGUCUGGCUGGGCCCGGGGUGACCGCUUCUCCUCCUUUCAAGGAGAGCCGGAGCCCCACCCCGUCGCAUAGCAGCAUCACCUCCAACAGCACGGGCAGUCUCUCGCCCAAACACUCGUUCAAAGCCCCCUCUCAGCCCCCGGCAACUGGGAGCUGGGUGGUGCCGGUGUCAGACAGAGGACGUUACGAUGACAUCUUCCAGAAGACCGACACAGACAUGGACGGGCUGGUCACCGGAGGAGAAGUCAUUGAGAUCUUCAUGCAGUCCAGCCUUCCACAGACCAUGCUGGCACAGAUAUGGGGCCUGGCUGAUACUAAACAGUCAGGGAAGCUGUCUAGAGAGCAGUUCUCCCUGGCCAUGUGGCUCAUCCAGCAGAAGGUCACCAAGGGAGUGGACCCACCCCAGACCCUAACUCCUGAAAUGAUACCCCCAUCUGAGAGGAUCACCCCUGUUCCUAGCUAUGCUGGGUUUUUGGCUGGAGUGGGACCUGAGUUUACUUCAUUUGUUCACAUACGCAGAGACAGCGGCAGUUCUUCAGGGUCCGCUGACCUGACAGGCAUCAAGGAGCUGGAUGACAUCAGUCAGGAAAUCGCCCAGCUGCAGAGGGAGAAGUUUUCUCUGGAGCAGGACAUCAGGGACAAGGAGGAUGCUAUCCGACAGAAGAACAGUGAGGUUCAGGAGAUGCAGGGCGACCUGGACCGUGAAAGCAGCGGCCUGCAGGACCUGGAGGCACAGAAGCAGGAUGCCCAGGAGCGGCUGGAGGAGAUGGACCAGCAGAGGAACAAGCUGGAGGGCAUGCUCAACGACGUCAGGCAGAAGUGUCAGGAUGAGUCCUCACUGAUCUCAUCUUUACAGACCCAGAUCCACAGCCAGGAAUCUGACCUUCAGAGCCAGGAAGAUGAGCUGAGCCGGACCAAGUCUGACUUGAACAGACUACAGCAGGAUGAGGCCCAGAUGGAGCAGAGCCUGUUGGCUGGACGCAUGCAGCUGGACAGCAUCAUCAAGUCUCUCAAGGCAACGCAAGAAGAGAUCAACCAGGCUCGCAGUAAGCUGUCUCAUAUCCAGGAGUGCCAGCAGGAAGUGACUAGGAAUAUUGAGCAGUACAAUAACGCUCUCAAUGGGACCCACACCCAGACACACGCUGGUAGUAUGACCAACCUGGCUGACAUGAGCGAAGGAGGAUUCUCAGAGAGGGAGAAUGGAGGCUUUGGAACCAGGGAGGACUCUUUCAAAUCGAAGGUAGCCUUGUUUAGUAACAAGAAAUCCGCACCAGAGCCCCUCUCGACAGCAGACCCUUUUCAGACAGAGGAUCCCUUCAAAUCCGACCCCUUCAAAGAUCCAUUUGGAGUAGAUGAUCCCUUCAAAGAAAGUGAUCCAUUCAAGGGUGCUUCGUCAGAAGACUUCUUCAAGUCCGGUUUGUUGGCGUCAGCAGACCCGUUCAGUAAGAAACCUACUCUUCCAAUCAAGCCUGGUGGCAGUCCGUUUGGUAGCAGUGCUCUCUUCACAUCUUCCCACAGCCCCCGGCCCAGCUCCAGUCCAAAGCCCACAGAUGGAUUUGGAGCCGUAGACCCUUUUGGUGGCAAUGCUUUUGGAGGAAAAGCUGGAUUUGCCGACUUCAGUCAAAUGUCUAAGAAGAAGUCAGACAGCAGUAUUUCACCGAAGAACAAUGUGCCUAACAGACCUGCACCUCCCUAUGGUAAGGGUUCUCCUUUAGACCGUCUUGGGUUGGCUGGUGGUGCUUUGGAAAAACCCAGGGAUCCUUUCCAAAGUCACAACACCUUUGAAGAUGUACUUAGCAGCAGCAAAGAUCCUUUUGCUCCUCGCGUCUCCGGCAAAGCUACUUCCAGAGCCUCAGUGUUUGGUUCUGACUUGAAAAUGUCAAGUUUGGAAGUGAGUCGGAGCAACUGGCUUGGGCUAAGAGGGAGAGUGAGCGGGAGGAGCAGGAGAGAUUGCGGAGGCUGCGUCUACAGGAAAAGGAGGACCUAGAGCUGGCCAUUGCCCUUAGCAAGGCUGAACACUAAAGACCCUGUGACAGUUAAAACCACAACAUGGAACGGGAGGACCUGGAGCUAGCCAGAGCCCUCCGAAAGAUCAACACAUGGCCUACAAUCUUACUAGAAAACCAUACACACCCAGAACACAUACGACGCAUGCAUAAAUGCCAAAGAUGGCCUGGAACAUAUCUGGAAGUCCCAGGCUGACGUUUAGGCAAACCUGCCCAUUCUUCUGCAUCAGCCAAUGAAAUUAAACUAUCAAUUGUUAUAAAGGGUCAGCAGGCAGGUGGCAGUUGCCUGGUUGUAUAGCAUCUGACCAGUAUCCAAAGGUUUGCUACGUCGAAUCCAGAGCUGGCAAGGGGAAGACUGUCAUUUGGUGUGUAAGCAUAGCACCUUCGACAUGAUUAUAAUGUUUCAAUCAUAUUAGUUGCUUUUGCAUACCCGUUUCCAGGUUAGGGUUAGGGUUAAUGUCAUGCUUCUUCUUUCCGGAGGCACAUACUUAAAUAUUAGAUAUUUAGAUUUGAUUGGCUGAUGCUGGGUAAUUGGGCGGGUUGCCCGGACCUGGGUGAACUUGCCCGAACAUCAGCCUGUGAGGCGCAUUCCAGGACACCUUUGUCAGGCGGGCACAACACACACACCACCUAACCACAGGCCCAGUACGGACUGACUCCAACACUGCAACACAACAGAUCAAACCCAGCUACCGACUGCCUGGAGCUCUUUGAACAAUCAGGUCAUGUGCCGCAAUCUGACCACACCCUCAGAACAGCUCAUCUACUGACAAACCACAACUCUUGUACAGACCAAAUGUAACCUUGGCAACACCCCGACAACCACUUCAACCUGACCCGGACGACUUUUGACUGUCAGUGAGGAACCUUACCAAUCCUGUUCCUGUAGAUAAAUGCAGCUGUGAGACUUACGGAUGGGAUGGCCGGCCCUCGACCAAUCCAGAGCCAUCUUCACCCAAGCUAGGCUAAAUGAAGACUAACCUACCAAACGCUGUCUUUAACCCCUUUGUCAUAACCAGGCUAAAUGGAUACUUUAGUCUAGUUUUGCCACUAUUAUCAAAUACAAUGGAUCUCCAGUUCAGCCUGAAUGAAGUCUGACUUAAACUGUACUGCAGUCUAAACCCAGAGUGACGUAAGUCCAACUCGUCUUGGGCCUGUGGUCAUUUAGACUUGUAGACCCCAUAGUUCUUAAAUCAAUCUCUGGAUCCUUGACUUUCCGCAGGUUUAUUCUUUGUUAUAGGAAUAAUAUCUACAGUUAACAUUUUUAUUUCAUUUUUAUUUAUAUAGCGGGUAAAAUCAUGUGUCUGUGGUUUAUGAAGUAUCUGUUAAUGCACUGUUAUAUGACUAUUAGAAACUGCCUCAUGGCCUUUAUUAACUGCUUUAUAAUAUUGAUAUUGAGAGUGUUUUUUUGUCAGCUAUUAUGCUUAGGUUCCUGAGUUUUGGUGCAAAUAUGGAAGAGGAAAUGUUAAUUUGUGAUAUUGGCGUUUUCUACUUCAUUGCCUUACUUUUUUGACUGGAAGAGAAGAAUGACACGGUCAAAACACAACUCAUCUGCCUUGAAGGAUGGGAGUGGUGGCCCUUUCCCCCAUACAUAAACAAUAUUUGGAUUGAUUUGGGUUUAGGUUUCAAUUUCCUGCCGAUAAUCUCUGUUAUCCCUUUAGUAGGCUGAUCUAAUUUUGUCUUUGAUUUAUCUGUUUCAAAGGAUGUAUGUCACUUGUAGGGCAUUAGAUGGAAGUGUUUUUACCCUUCACCUUCUAUCAGAUGAUUACACUCCUAUGGCAGCUCUGCUGGUUUAUUAGUCAUAUCUUUGGCCAAUUAUUUUUUUAAAUUGAAGGAAGGAGGUGCAACAUGUUUAAUAUUGUCGGCAAAUAUCAAGACAAAGUGUAAUCAAAUCACCAGAACAACUGCUGACCAGCUUCCUUUUCUCUUUUAUUGGUUUUUAAGGUAGCAUAAAUGGAAAUUGAAGAAUCAUCCAAGUCUUCCAAACUGAACGUCCCACAUGUAAUUCCUAUUACUCUGUCACAUCUUAAUUUAGUAGUUCUUUCAGUAGUACGUUGCAGACCUACAGCACGUACAAGAUGUCGCACCAACAUUCACGUUUAUCUGUUAUCUAGCUUUACCAUGCCAUCGCCUUGAGGCUUCCAGCCGGGCUGAAUGGAUUGGGACAAAAACAGAAGGGAGCAGGUAUGAACUACUGUACCUGAACGUCUCCAAUAAAAAAAUAGCCAUUUUCUUUUUCCGUUGUGUAAAGUCUAGCUUCAGUAUACGGUAACAAAUGGGAUUCUGUUCACACGUAGAUGCGUACCGUCUUGAAACACUACUAAGCAGAACACUCCUUUAUAACUGACUAUGGCCACUAGCUGGUUCGACAGUGUGGGGUCCUAAUGCCUUAUGAUGCGUCCAUCUAAUUGUGUUGUUGUCCGUUUGGGCAAAGUGGGUUCAUUCAAGGAACUCGUUUUGGUUUUGUCUCAAAUGGCACCCUAUUUCUCUUAGGGUUCUGGUCACACGUAGUGCAUUAUGUAGAGAGUAUUGUGCCAUUUAGGACAAAGGCACAGUGUGUAUAUAUUCAACUAUGUCCCAUAGCUCCUUUCUCCUGUGUUGGCGUGAAGAUUUUGUUCACGCUGGAAUGCAGGAGUAAUGUACAUGGAGGUCUUAUUUAUCCACAAACUGAAUGGCUUAUUUCAUCUGUAACAACAGUAUAUAUAAUAAUGUAUAUGAUUUUAAAUAUUCCUUCAAGUUUUGGGUCUUUUCUCAAAAUGAUUGUAAUCCUCUGUAUAUCUUUUAAUAUAAAUAAAAGAAUGUAACAUUCCA
This is a messenger RNA of Esox lucius (northern pike), 5708 nucleotides long. RefSeq names its product epidermal growth factor receptor pathway substrate 15-like 1b (gene eps15l1b). The coding region runs from base 74 to 2878 and encodes 934 amino acids. Gene Ontology annotation, molecular function: calcium ion binding; cadherin binding. Gene Ontology annotation, biological process: endosomal transport; endocytosis. Lineage: Eukaryota; Metazoa; Chordata; Actinopteri; Esociformes; Esocidae. The record is from RefSeq and is a predicted model, not a curated record. The transcript has 25 exons. Gene Ontology annotation, cellular component: plasma membrane; clathrin coat of coated pit; cytoplasm.